This is a messenger RNA of Poecile atricapillus (Black-capped chickadee), 2934 nucleotides long. RefSeq names its product death domain associated protein (gene DAXX). Bases 145 to 2934 code for a protein of 929 amino acids. Lineage: Eukaryota; Metazoa; Chordata; Aves; Passeriformes; Paridae. The transcript is spliced from 7 exons. The record is from RefSeq and is a predicted model, not a curated record. Gene Ontology annotation, molecular function: histone binding.
GCCGCUUCCCCGCCUCGAGCGGCACCGGGAACGCCGAAAAUCCCCCGCAAAUCCGCGCGGGGCCGCGAGGGUUAAAGGGGCGGGGUCUCGGGGCGUGGCGCGCGUUAAGAUGGCGGCGGCCGGCUCGGCGGCGCCGGUACCCGGAUGAGGCGGAGGGACGCCAUUGGUCGGCGGCGUUGGCCCCGCCCCUUUCUUUGUACGGUGUCAUGGCGGCGCCCUCUCGGCCGGGCCGGCGCGGGGCGGCGCUUCCGGUCCUGCGCGUUGGGCGCUCGCGGCCGCUCGGUGGCGGCGGCGCCAGAGGAGCCGCGCGGGCCCGGUCCCUCCCCAGCCCCCAUGGCCGCCCCCCCGCAGCCAAUCAUCGUCCUGGAUGACGAGGAGGAGGAGGAGGAGGAGCCUCCGCGAGGCCCCGCCCCCAGCCCCGCCCCUCCCCCACCGCCGGGGGGGAACCCCCAGAACGGGGCCGGGGGGGGGAGGGGCGGGGCCUUCUGGGAGGAGAACGAGCGGCUGUUCCAGGAGUUCCUGUCCCUGUGCGCUCCGCUGACCCGGGACCACCCCGAGGUGCUGCCCUUCCUCUCCUCGCGCCACCUCCGCGCCCGCCCCGACUUCCGCGGCUCGGCCGAGUUCCGGAACAUUCUGGGCCGGCUGCUGCGGCGCGUGCGGGGCCGGCGCCGCAAGGUUUACGUCUACAUCAACGAGCUCUGCACCGAGCUGAAGGCGCGGGCGCUGCGGCGCCGCCUCCCGCUGCGGGAACCCCGCGACGGCCGCACGCAACGCCGGGAGAACCACCCGGAACACCGGGAGAACCAUCCGGAACACCGGGAGAACCAUCCGGAACACCGGGAGAACCAUCCGGAACACCGGGAGAACCACCCGGAAUUCCAACAGAACCGCCCGGAAUUCCAACAGAACCACCCAGAAUUCCAACAGAACCAUCCGGAAUUCCAACAGAACCGCCCGGAAUUCCAACAGAACCAUCCAGAAUUCCGGGAGAAUCACGGAGAGCCCCAGUGUUCCCCUGGAGAGUCCCAGUAUCCCCACGGAGCGUCCCAGUAUCGCCCCAGUUCAUCCCAGUAUCCCGACGGCUCGUCCCAGUAUCCUGACGGAGCAGCCCAGUGUCCCGAUGGCUCAUCCCAGUUUCCUCCCAGUUCAUCCCAGUUUCCUCCCAGUUCAUCCCAGUUUCCCGACGGAAGCUCCCGGUCCCACGACGGCGCCGGGCCGGAGCAGGACUCGGGGCAGCCGUCCCAGUGUGCCACCAGUUCAAACCAGUAUCCCCCCAGCUCAUCCCAGUAUCCCCCCAGUUCAUCCCAGUAUCCUCCCAGUUCAUCCCAGUAUCCCCCCAGUUCAUCCCAGUAUCCCCCCAGUUCAUCCCAGUAUCCCUCUGGGGACUCAUCCCAGCAGCCCACCAGUUCAUCCCAGUAUCCCGAGGGCUCCUCCCAGUGCCCCUCGGCUUCUCCUCCGCGCUCCGGGGGCUCUUCCCAGUAUCCCAACGAUCCCAGUGCCCCAUCCCAGUAUCCCAGUGCCCCAUCCCAGUAUCCCAGUGCCCCAUCCCAGUAUCCCAACGCUUCAUCCCAGUAUCCCAGUGCCCCAUCCCAGUAUCCCAGUGCCCCAUCCCAGUAUCCCAGUGCCCCAUCCCAGUAUCCCAGUGCCCCAUCCCAGUAUCCCAACGCUUCAUCCCAGUAUCCCAGUGCUCCAUCCCAGUAUCCCAACGAUCCCAGUGCCCCAUCCCAGUAUCCCAAGGCUUCAUCCCAGCAUCCCAAGGUUCCAUCCCAGUAUCCGAACGCUUCAUCCCAGCAUCCCAAGGCUCCGUCCCAGUAUCCCAGCGCCCCCUCCCAGUAUCCCAGCGCCCCCUCCCAGUAUCCCAGCGCCUCCUCCCGCCCCUCCUCCCCCUCCUCCCGCCGCCCCCUCCCCUCUCCCCAGGAGCCCUCUGGUUCUCCGCCGGCGGCUCCGGGCGGUUCCCGGCGGCAGAUCCGGCACCUGGAGCACCUGCUGCGGGUGUACGCGGCCGAGAUCCGGCGGCUGCAGGAGCGGGAGCUGGACCUGGCCGAGCUGGACAGCGCCGACUCCCCGUACCUGCAGGAGAACCGGCUGAAGCGGCGCAUGAUGCGCAUCUUCCGCCGCCUCUGCCAGCUCAAGCGCUGCUCCAGCCUGACGGGGCGCGUGCUGGAGCAGCGCAUCCGCUUCCGCGGCACGCGCUACCCCGAGGUCAACCGCGGCAUCGAGCGCUUCAUCAACCGGCCCGACGCCUUCCCCGACUACUCCGACAUCCUGCGCGAGAUCCGCGGCGCCAGCGCGCGCCACGGGCUGGGGCUGGGCCGGCGGCAGAUGGAGAACAUGGCCCAGGAGGCCUUCAGGGAGGUGGGGAACCGGCUCCAGGAGAGGAGGCACCUGGACCUGGUCUACAACUUCGGGAGUCACCUCACGGAUCAGUACCGGCCUGGGACGGACCCGGCGCUGUCGGAUCCCGAGCUGGCGCAGCGGCUGCGGCGGAACCGGCGCCUGGCCCUGGCCCGGCUGGACGACGUCAUCGCCCGCUUCGCGCAGCGGCAGGAACGCAGCCAGGAGAUGGAGGAGAGCGGCAGGAAACGGGAACGGAGGAGAGCGGCCGGGAACAAGAGGAAGAAAGAGGAAGAGGAGGAGGAGGAAGAGGAUGAGGAGGAAGAGGACGAGGAGGAGGAUGAAGAAGACGAGGAGGAGGAGGAGGAAGAAGAAGAGGAAGAGGAAGGAGAAUCCUCCGAGGCCGAAGGGCGGGUGAAGGUGAAGGAGGAAGAGGAGACGGAGGAGGAAGAGGAGGAGGAAGAGGAGGAAGCCGAGGAAGGAAGAGAAGCCACGGCGCGCAGGCUCCACCUCCCUCAAUGGGGGAGGGGCCGAGACCCCCCCGGGACCCCCCCAGCAAACGGAGCCGGAGCGAGAGAGGAGGGGGAGGGGGCAGCCUGA